AUGUACGGAUUGCUUCUGGAGAAUAUGGCGGAAUACAUCCGUCAGACGUACGGCGAAGAGAGGUGGGAGGAUAUCAGGAGGCAGGCGGGAGUAGAACAACCCUCCUUCUCCGUCCAUCAAGUAUACCCAGAGAACCUCAUCGCGAGAUUGGCAAAGAAAGCGCAAGAGGUCUUGGGUAUUUCCGAGCGAGAGUUCAUGGACCAAAUGGGUGUGUACUUCGUAGGUUUCGUGUCGCAGUACGGCUACGACAGAGUGCUGUCAGUUCUGGGACGACACAUGCGGGAUUUUCUAAACGGCUUGGACAAUCUACACGAGUACCUCAAAUUCAGUUAUCCGCGGAUGCGAGCGCCCAGUUUCAUAUGCGAAAACGAAACAAGACAUGGGCUGACCUUGCAUUAUAGAUCGAAGCGGAGAGGCUUCGUGUAUUACGCUAUGGGCCAGAUAAGAGAGGUAGCCCGACAUUUCUACCAUAAGGAGAUGCGUAUUGAGUUGGUCCGCGAGGAGUUGCUCUUCGACACGGUGCACGUAACCUUCCAGCUGACCUUCGACAACAGGGCCUUCACCCUGGCCUCGCUAGCCAUGACCAGGGAAGAGAAACAUCUGCCCAUAAGCGCUUCGGUGCUGUUCGAGAUAUUUCCCUUCUGCAUCGUUUUCGGUUCAGACAUGGUGGUUCGCAGCAUUGGCAACUCGCUGAUGGUGAUACUACCAGAUCUGGUGGGGAAGAAGAUCACCAACUGGUUCGACUUGGUGCGUCCGCUUAUUGCGUUCAAAUUCGAAACUAUCUUGAAUCGCACGAACAACAUCUUCGAGCUGGUAACGGUGGAAGCUGUGAUGCACGAGAAGGCGCCCGACAAACGCAACGAGCUGGUGCGUCUCUCAGACGAGUCUGACGGGACCACUGAGAAGAAUCUCCGUCUCAAAGGUCAAAUGAUCUACAUGGACAACUGGCGAAUGAUGAUGUAUUUGGGUACGCCCGUUAUGCCCGACCUAGCGGCUCUCGUGUCCACCGGGCUCUACAUCAACGACCUGUCCAUGCACGAUUUCAGCAGAGACCUAAUGCUGGCCGGUACCCAGCAGUCGGUGGAGCUCAAGCUGGCGCUGGACCAGGAGCAGCAGAAGAGCAAGAAGUUGGAAGAGUCGAUGAGGAAACUGGACGAGGAGAUGAAGAGGACCGACGAGCUGCUCUACCAGAUGAUACCGAAGCAGGUGGCGGACAGACUCAGGAACGGGGAGAAUCCGAUCGACACAUGCGAAAUGUUCGACAGCGUGUCCAUCCUGUUCUCCGACGUGGUGACCUUCACGGAGAUCUGUUCCCGCAUCACUCCAAUGGAGGUCGUGUCUAUGCUUAACGCCAUGUACUCAAUCUUCGACACACUCACAGAGAGGAACCGGGUAUACAAGGUGGAGACGAUAGGGGACGCUUACAUGGUGGUAUCGGGGGCCCCUGAGAAGGAAGACAACCAUGCGGAGAAGGUGUGCGACAUGGCCCUGGAUAUGGUGGACGCUAUCACCGACUUGAAGGACCCCAGCACAGGGUCGCACUUGUCGAUACGCGUGGGCGUCCACUCCGGCGCCGUGGUGGCCGGCAUAGUGGGCCUGAAGAUGCCCCGGUACUGCCUAUUCGGGGACUCCGUCAACACCGCCUCCCGCAUGGAGUCCACUUCAGAGGCGAUGAGGAUCCACAUAUCGCAGACCACGCAGGAGCUCCUCUCGCCCUCCUACAAAGUGGUGGAGAGGGGCGAGAUCCAGGUCAAAGGGAAAGGAGCUAUGAAGACCUACUGGCUGGAGGAUAGGGAAUCUCGGCCCUCGCUCACCAAGAUGAUCUCGUCGCAGCUCCAUCCGGGAAACGAGUUAGAGUGGGAGAGGGCGGCCGACGUCAGGGAAAGCAUCGCCGAGUACUCAGCACAGCAGAUGAACAACAAAGAAAGCUCGGGCUUCUACCCACCGGGCAGUAUCGGCACCAAUUCCAUCGGGAACGGUGCCGGGAAUCCCCUGGCGUUGGUAUCGUCGAUGCCGCGGGGCCAACCGCCGACGGUGACGUCACCGGUGGAAGAGAGACGGAUGUACUCGCCCGUCACCUUCCAGGACGUGGCGAGGAGGAGUAUAGCCAAUUCGCCGAACAGAGUCGAUAGGGAGAGGGGCGACAUCUUGGAGCAGUACCAGAACAACAGCCGGCAGCAAUCGUGUAACACAACGGUCAAAGAGUCCAGGUCAACCUCCGCUAGUGUGGCGCCGUGGACCGACGCCGAUUCACGGGAGCCUUCACGAAACAUGGACAGCCUGAACUCCUCCUUCUGUUACAGUGCGACGUCACCUUGCAGAGUCGGCACCGCGCCGAUGGGCAACCAGGACCACGAGGGUUUCCUAUUCGAGCCUAGGUGCGUCUCAUCGCUGCAGGAGCCCGGAGCGUUCGCCCCACCGGCCACCCGCACCGCCACCCCCGACGACAUCGAAACGGACGCCGAGUACCAGGACGCGCGCGAGGCGGGCUCGGGCCACGCGUGCCGCAGCGACGAGCCGAACGCGAAGCCCGGCAAAGUGGGCCGCUUCCGGGCGCGCAUCGCCCCAGGGCACAGAACGUGUGGGAAGCCCAAGCAGGACUCCGUCAAGGACAAGAGCCCCCAGUCCGGCGUGCCGCACGGCCACCACCACACGAAGAACGUCAACCACCACCAGUGCUGCGGCGCCUUCGGCAACCCACACGUGAGGCACAAAACUAGUAACACAAGUUGUCACCUAAUU
Iphiclides podalirius (scarce swallowtail) is the source of this 2742-nucleotide messenger RNA. The record is from the annotation of a GenBank genome assembly. NCBI's taxonomy places the organism in Eukaryota, Metazoa, Arthropoda, Insecta, Lepidoptera, Papilionidae.